AUGCACAAAAAAUGCAUUUUUACUAUUGAUUUUAAAUUUUAUAUAAUCAUCAAAGUUCCAGGUUAUGUUAUAGCCAAAGACAUGACUCAAUGGGAAGCAGUUGAAGAACAAUUAUUGUCAAGUCAAAUUGAUGAUUAUGUUAAUCGUGCUGAACGAUCUCGAUUAUCAUAUAAUCAACAAACGGAUGAAUUUCGUCAAUUAAAUCAUGAUUUUCAAGCCUAUUUAGGCGAUAUACGUACAAUUGAUGAUGAAAAUCAAGAAAAAACAGCUAAAAUUGAACAUCUAAGAAAUGAAUAUAUUUCUACUAUUGAAAAUUUAUUAAGAAAAUUACCUGGUGAUUUUCAUGUUAAUUCAACUAUACUAAAUGAUGCUGUACUCGAUCGUUAUCGACUUAAAUCAAAAGUAAAACGUUUACAAAUGGAAAAAGAUGAAUUCAAAAAACGUAUUGGAUUUUUAGUACAAAAUGAUAAAGAUCAACAAAAAAUGUUAACAAAUUUAGUAAAACAAGAACGUUUUGUUAAACAAGAAUUUUCAAAAUUAAAUGAACAAAUGAAAAGUAUAAUGAUGUAUGUUGAAAAUGAAAAACAACAAAAUAGACAAGCUAUGGAGAAAGUAGACAGUUUAUUAGUUCAAUUAGAAAAAUCAUCCAUUGAUAAAGCUAAAACACAAUAUGAAAUUCAAACAUUAAAAGAAGAAAUAAAAUUAAUGCAAACUGCUAAAGAAUUUUUAAGUGAAGAACGUGAAACUAUAAUCGGUGUUCAAGCUGAAGCAAAUGAAUUUAUGUUAUCAAGAUUAAAUGAUUCUAUAUUACGUAUUCGAGACGAUUUUAGUAUAUUAAAUCAAUCACAAUUAAAACAAUCGGAAAAUGAAUAUAAACAAAUGUUACAAGUUGUUGAAGAGAGUAUAAAUGCCAAUAUUGAUGAUGAUAGUAAUGAUAUUUUAAUGAGUCAACGUCGUCAAUCAGAAUUAGAAGAAUUACAUCAAGAAACAUCACAAGCUCAACAAGAAUUAUUAACAUUAAAUAAUUAUAAUCAAGCAUUAUCAGAUAGAGUUAAUCAAAUGGAAAUGGAUUUAUUAACAGUACAAGAUGAACAUUUAAAAUCUUUACAAGAAAAAGAUUUAGAAGUUGAACGAAAUAAAAAUGAAUUACAACAAUUAUAUGAAAAAUUAAAUAAUUUAGCUGAAUAUGAUAAAAAUUUAAAAUUUGAAUUAACAUUGUAUCGUGGUGUAUUAGAAAGUGAAUAUCGUCGAAGACAACAACCAUCAAAACAACAAACAACAAGAACACGAGUAUCAUUUGGUACAAAUGAUAAUAAUAAUAAUAAUACGACAAAUGAAUCAACACCACCAUUAUUACGACCAACAUCGAUUAGUUCAAAGAGUACAACAGUACCAGUUACUAUUGGAAGUGGAUCAAGUCGUUUGACAAAAAUAACAGAUCAAUUAUCAACAACAGAAUCGCCAACAGGUCAGUAA
Molecule: messenger RNA, 1476 nt
Organism: Didymodactylos carnosus
Lineage: Eukaryota; Metazoa; Rotifera; Eurotatoria; Philodinida; Philodinidae
Source: the annotation of a GenBank genome assembly